AUGGGUACAGGAAAGAAGGAGGCCGCUCGUAAAGAGCGGCAGGGGAAGGUCGACGAUGGCAUGGCAAAUGUCAAGUCCAAAGGUGAAAAUUUCUACCGCGAUGCCAAGAAGAUCAAGACCUUGAACAUGUUCAAGGAUGGCAAGGCACGCCGCAACGCACGGGGUGAAAUCACAGUCGCUGCGAGUUAUCAAUCCAGAGAUGUGCCCACAGCCCGCAUCGAGCCACACCGUAAAUGGUUUGCCAACUCGCGAGUCAUCUCGCAAGAGGCAUUAUCCUCGUUCCGUGAUGCUGUUGCUGAGCGUGCUGCCGAUCCCUACCAAGUUCUUCUGAAGACCAACAAGCUCCCCAUGAGUUUGAUUCGGGACAAUGACACGGUCAACGGACUGAAGCAACAUCAGGCUAAGAUGGCUAUUGAGACUUCUCCUUUCAAUGAUACCUUCGGCCCCAAAGCCCAGCGCAAGCGGGUCAAGCUUGGUGUCUCGUCUCUUGAAGACCUUGCUGGCGAGACUGCUAAGCUGCAAGACUCCUACAUCGAAAAGAACGAUGAGGGAACCUACGCAGAUGGAAGUGCGAUUGUCCGCGGCGAUGACACUGCCGCCGUGGAAGACCUUGGUCUGCUCACUACAUCUCGUGAAUCUGUGUUCCUUAAGGGACAGAGUAAGCGUAUCUGGAACGAGUUGUACAAGGUCAUUGACUCUUCCGAUGUCAUUCUCCAUGUCCUGGAUUCUCGUGAUCCUGAAGGUACCCGUUGCAGAAGUGUUGAAAAAUACAUUCGCGAGGAGGCUCCUCACAAACACUUGGUUUUCGUUCUGAACAAGUGUGAUCUCGUCCCCACUGGCGUUGCUGCCGCUUGGGUUCGCCAUCUUUCUAAGGAUUACCCUACUCUUGCAUUCCAUGCCAAUAUCAACAACUCUUUCGGCAAGGGUUCUCUGAUCUCUCUGCUCCGUCAGUUCUCAUCACUCCACUCGGACCGUAAACAGGUCUCGGUUGGUUUGAUCGGCUACCCCAACUCGGGCAAGUCUUCCAUCAUCAACACUCUCCGCAACAAGAAGGUGUGCACAGUCGCUCCCAUCCCGGGUGAAACCAAGGUGUGGCAGUACAUCACUCUGAUGAAGAGAAUCUACCUCAUCGAUUGCCCCGGUGUCGUUCCUCCCAACCAAAAUGAUACCGCAGAGGAUAUUCUUCUCCGUGGUGUUUGCAGAGUUGAGAACGUUCACAACCCUGAACAAUAUAUUCCUGCUGUCCUCAAGCGUGUCCUGCCCCGUCACCUUGAGCGUACCUAUGGUAUCAAGCACCAAGAGAACUACCUGGACUGGCUCGCCCUUCUUGCCCGCCAGGGUGGUCGUCUUCUCAAGGGAGGUGAAGCCGAUCUGGACGGUGUCGCCAAGAUGGUGAUCAACGAUUUCCUUCGAGGAAAGAUCCCCUGGUACACACCCCCACCCAAGCCUCCGGGCAAGGACGAGAACAGCGAGAAGGGUGAUGCGCCUGCCGAGGGCGUCGAGGGUCGUGAAGGCCGUCUUGGCGAGAUGCCUCGCAAGCGCAAGUUGGAUGAAAACAACGAGCCUGCUGCCAAGGAAUCCAAGACUGAGUCCGCUCAGCAAGAUGCCGCAGAUCCCGAUGACAGCGACAAUGAUUCCAUCGCCAACAUUGAGGUCAGCGAUGUGGAGAGUGGCGAGGAUGAGUGA
Molecule: messenger RNA, 1686 nt
Organism: Penicillium paradoxum
Lineage: Eukaryota; Fungi; Ascomycota; Eurotiomycetes; Eurotiales; Aspergillaceae
Product: putative GTPase NOG2
Exons: 3
Coding region: 1-1686 (561 amino acids)
Cellular component (GO): nucleolus
Molecular function (GO): GTP binding
Source: RefSeq, a predicted model, not a curated record